Ectocarpus siliculosus is the source of this 1535-nucleotide messenger RNA. The record is from the annotation of a GenBank genome assembly. NCBI's taxonomy places the organism in Eukaryota, Phaeophyceae, Ectocarpales, Ectocarpaceae.
AUGGCUGCGUCUCCUUUCUCACCCACCCAGCGGAGUUUGUUCUUCGUGGUUGCCCCCAAGACUUUCGUCGUGUCUGCUGCCGCUCCGUCCCCACGGUGCUACAUCGUAGGGUUCUUGGUGUGCUUCGACAACGAGGUGGACUGCACGCUCGUCCCGUGCGGGCACCACUGCUGCUGCAUCACCUGCGCGUCGAAGUUCAGCCUCUGCCCGGUGUGCCGCACGACCGUCACCCACAAGAUCAAGACCAUUCCGAGCAAGAUUCACGAACGAGUUGUUGAGCACCCGAGCAGGAUGCGUGGUUGGUGGGGGUGUUUUCUGUCGGGCGUGAAGGCCAGGAACGACUCCAGCGGGCGAUGUCGAACGAUCUCCUCCAAUUGGCACACGCUGCUGGAAGCUUCCAAAGGCUGAAGCUUGCUCUGCCUCUAGGAUUUAGUACAUGGGCGCCGCCAUCGUAGUUCUCUCGGUCGGCCUGCCUUGCAUUGGAAAAUUUAACAACAUUUGCUCUUUCGGCAAGGAACGGGCGUUGCAUGUGGGUAACAAACUGCGUAGGUUUGGAAUAUGAAGAACUACGAGGCUUUGGGUUGAUGGCGGGGUUUUUGUUGAUCUGUAAAAGGGCGGGGCGUUUCAUGUAACCAAAUGGAAAACUUUUAUGAUGUAGAUGCGGUUUGGCCAGCCCUAGGCGCUGGGUGUAACGCAUCACGUGGUGUGUUGUUUGCGUAGGUCCGCUUGUUACCGCCCCCCCUGGCGGCCCGCGGAAGGCAUGCCUGAGCCUUACGCUCCGCGUGGACGUCGGCGGAACAGCAUCAAAUGACCCCCCACCGUUAGAAACAAUCUGGCGAGAGGCUGGGCGCAGAUGCCCGCGGUAUUGCCGUCAUCUUUGCGGUGGCGCCAUCCCUGGCAUUUCCGCCAUCAUUCGGGUGGCGUUCAUCUGUGGUAGUAUUUUUUUUCUGUUUCGUUUUUUACCGCCUUCUUUGUGCCUGCGGUGUUCAUGGCUAGCAGAAUAGACGGAAAAGUUUCGAGUGUUUUUUUCGUUAACCACCGUAUUUUGCCUGCGGUGUUUGUGGCUUAGUUGCUGCGGAUUUCGGGAAUAGCGUAGGCCGGUCACGGGAGUGCUUUGUCCUGUCAAUUCUAGUAGGUCGGCCGCAGAGGUGCUUUGGUCGUGUCAGUUCCCCGCCUGCCUUGCUCACUGAUUUGUUGUUUCGUCUCGAGAAGGCUAGUCGGUUCGAGCGACGGCAGGCCGUUCGACGGCCUUGCGCUCGGAGUAACGGGUCGUUCGGUGUGAUCAAAAUCAAAUAUCUGUAAGCCUGGUGUGUAUUCAGCAUGUUUUUUAGCACUUGUCGUUGUAUAGGCUGCAACCCUUCGAUUGCGGGUGUUGUUUUUCGAACGGGUAGUCUCUGUCAUUCUAUGUAUGCAUGUUUCUACUGUCGGGGAUACUCCGCACGAUACGUGGGCCCUUUGUUGUGUCGUAGGGGUUCCGCGGUGGGUAGAUCAAAUCGAGCCCGUGGUACCUCCAUGUCGUUCGACCACGUUAGCAC